AUGGCGUACUCCGACUCGCCAGUCACCGUUCGGCGAGAUACGAGCCACGAAUCCAGAAAUGCAUGGCCCACGAAAGCACAUCGCUAUGGUGCCUAUGCCAACGACGACGAAGACACCUGUCAAGACUUCAUGCGCGCCUUUGGAGAGUCUGACGAUUGUGCCUCUCAAGGUGACCUGGUCAAGGAGUUCUGUUCCAGCGCGACACUUGAAGGACUCUUUGACGAACAAGUAGGGCAAACCUCGUCCAUUCCACGCUCUACUGCUUGGUUGCUUGAUAGCGGUGUCAAAGAGGGCAAAAGAAGGAUCUUCGGGCCACUGACGGCAAAUCAAUUGUACAAUGAGCUCUCGCGGUCUCAUUGUAAGUCCCCUGAAGGCGGUUGUCCAGUCGAUCAGGCAGUUGGCCCCGGACAAAAUGAAGCGUCUGAGGAGUUUUUACCUACACCUCGUCCGACCUCAAUACAAUCUGGGGACACCUAUGGAUCAAUAAGGCAAGAUGGCCAUGGGGGAAGUCCACAAGAGUGCUUGCAGGAGAACGAGAAGGUAGUGAGUGAUUCACGAAAACGAAUCAUUUACAUCUACGAUCCUGAUCAAUGGAGUUUCCUCGCCCUAAUUUGUAAGGCAUCUUACACUCAGUCUUUCGGACUCCGUACCGCUCUUUACAGGCAUCUGGCACCUGACCCUUAUUUCGAAAUGGCAGUGACAUCUGAAGGUCACCGAAUUUUCCAAAUCGCAUUUCAUCUGCCAUACUACGCUUUGAGAAGAUCUCAGGAACCUCAACCCGACCAUCGUCGAGGCAGAAACGGAGAAGUGCUAAGGCGGUGUAUGAACCUCUCCUUGCUUGACAUGGGGGAUCAUAGCCCCAUUUUCGUCUACGAAGCGGACAUCACUGUAGUAGUCACUGGUACCAGCGAACAGAGCUGGUCCGCAUAUUGCUUCUCCGACACCAGAUUCGAUGGUGAAACCGAGGACCGAGAUCAUGUGGAACCUCAUAAGAACGUUCUCGAAAAAGAAGACCCUUGCUCUCCUCACGCAAUUUGGAAAGAUUGGACAGACGGCUGUUCGGACGAUUAUCUGCAUGCAAGAGAGUACUUCCUGUGUAUCUUAGGUCAUCGUCUCGCCCUAUCGAUCUGCCGUCGGGAGCAGCAUGAGAUCUUCCAACCUCUCACGCUCUCAAGUGAUCGAAAGUAUAGCGUUGAGGAGGAGGUAUCGUGUUGGAGACUCCACGCAUGGGUAGCAGUUGUCAAAGAAAAGGUUGAAUCUUUUAGCGAGCGGCUAUCCGCAACUGUUGAGGCAUGCGAGGAGUUUUUGCUAGAUUACGAUAGGGACUUUCAGGAAGCCUCGACGAAAUGCGACAAGUCGCAUCUUGAGAUUUUGAAAAGGACCAAAGAGCUCAAACGUCUGAAGAGGACACUCGAGUGUUUGGAAAAACGUCUUAUCGCUUUUGAAAGAAAGCCUGGCCAUCAGCUGAAAUAUAAGCAGAUUGAGCUCUGGAUUCAACUGCAGGCGAUCACACAAGCCAGCCUUACGGCCAAAUCGGCGAGGAACAGCGCGCCUGUGACCUCGGUCUUCCUGCUUUUCUAUUCGCCCUUAAUUCUGGGAAUUGGCAUAUUUUCUAUUCCUGAUGAUCAAGUCAGACUCAUACGAGAGAUCUAUCCGACCUCCGCCCCUAGUGUCAUAAAGGCAUUGAUUAUCUCGGCCGUGGUCUUUGGUAUGUUGAGCGUGGCUGUGCCUCUGCUGAGUGAGCUGCAAAUGGGAAUGCAGAAGGUGUUUCAGACCGCGAUGUCAUUGUCAUUCUAUCCACUUGGUAAGCAGGCAUACCGACUUCAAGUGCGACUUCUUGAGUGUUUGGAUUCCUCGAGGAUCGAUUCUAUUCCACCGCUUUUGGCCAGUCAACGGCGUAAGACAUACAGGAACAUGGAGAACAGUGCGGACUGGGUGGCAGAGGAGAAAGGUCUGGCCUUCACACCGUACGAUCAAGGGGGCCACGGUGAUGGUGAAAUUGGCCGACUAAUCCAGCCUUCGCAUUCUACACUGAGCGAGAAAGAUGGAUCGGUGGAAGAAGAAGCUGCACAUGGCUGUUCUGAAGACUCUGAGGUCCUCAGGCACGAGCCUUCCACUUAUGACCACUUAAAAAUUUACUUCGAACGACUUAGUGGUCAGCAGCUUGUCUGGUGGCCGUUCACAGAGCCUGAUCGACCUAUUGCGGAUGGAAUGCGUCGAGUUGCGUCUCAGUGUGCUUGCGGCAUAAUGCUUCCGUAUGAUAUACCCAGAUACCCACACAGCAUCCAGAGCUCUACACCGAGAGCUUGGGGUACAAGUCCGUUUGGGCGCGCGGAUGCUUCUCGAUCGAGUCUCCCGAAUGGCAGUCCCAGAGCUCAUGGACAGAAUACCGGCCAAACACGUUCUGGCUCAAAUCAAACAGAUCAACUACCACGAGAAUUGACCGACUUCAGGUCCAGAACAGCGAGACCGAGCCCCCAAGCCAGUGGUGAGUUCAUUGCUUUUUGUAUCGGUCAUCGUGAAGACAACGCCGAACUCGUCCAGCUAAAUGCGCUCGACCACAACGACCACACCUUAGUCGUCACAAUGUUGGCUGAGUACACGAAAAUCAUGGGCUGGUUCUACCUUUUUUGGACCAUGUCAACCUGUGAGAGUGUGCUAUUCAGAGAUGUACGAGUACAAGCCAGAUGCCAUUCAUCCCACAUACUGACCCAAAUGGACGGUUGA
Messenger RNA from Exophiala viscosa, 2727 nucleotides. RefSeq lists its product as uncharacterized. Bases 1 to 2727 code for a protein of 908 amino acids. NCBI's taxonomy places the organism in Eukaryota, Fungi, Ascomycota, Eurotiomycetes, Chaetothyriales, Herpotrichiellaceae. The transcript has 6 exons. The record is from RefSeq and is a predicted model, not a curated record.